UUGUCCUCCUCGGCCACCGUAUGAUGUCGUGGCGUUUGCUAUGCACUAACUCACCAUAUUUACUUGAUUACCGUUAGCUGUCAUUUCUAGCCUAUUCGGUCUACAUUUGUUUACGUACACGUUACAUAAACCACCGGACAGUGUUACCGUCAGUCGUUCAAGAUGAGACGCGCUGGUGCAGGUGAAGGAGGCCCUGGGAGUUAUGUAGCAAGUGGCUACAGUGUGUAUGAAGAGGAAAAUGAACAUCUACAGGAGGGAUUGAGGUCUAAAGUCCACGCUUUGAAAAGUCUUACCAUCGACAUUGGGACAGAAGUCAAAUACCAGAAUAAAAUGUUGGAUGAAAUGGACUCAGACUUUGACUCGACGGGCGGCCUGCUGGGUGCCACCAUCGGCCGAGUCAAGCAGCUGUCCAGAGGCAGUCAGACCAAGCUGCUGUGCUACAUGCUGCUCUUCUGCUUCUUCGUCUUCUUCGUCCUGUACUGGUUCAUCAAGCUGAGGUGAUAGGAGGACCCAGUUGAACUUCUUAACUCCUCAUCUUCAUCCCCAGCCUGUGCCAUGCUGAUGGAUCAAACCAACAUAAUGCUGAUGAGAACAGGCAGGGAUUUUUUUCCUCAGCUACACAUGUGCCCAUGUAUCUGAGUAUUUAAAAAUCCCAAAUGUAGUCUUCGAUAAAGUCCUUCUGAUGCUGUAUGAUUUGAAUCCUUACAAAUAAACCACGGUCUAAAUAAUGGACCACGUGAAGUAGGUAUGUGGUAUCUGAAGUAUGCGCAAUUGGUGUACUUUAUCAGCCAGUUUACAACUGAUACUCCUGUGUCAAUAACCUUAAUGCAGUCAUUAACACAUUGUAUGGUAAACAUGAUCAAAUGGUAAAUCUGUCAUUAAGUUAUAGAAUGCCACUCAAAGCCAAUAAUCUAGUCUUUUUGCUUUUAAGAAUGAAUGGAUAAAGUACAACAUUUGGCAUCCAUACAUAAAUAGAUAGUAUUGUUCUUCAUUGUUUAUUGUAAAAUAUUUUUAAUGUAAAUAAACACAUUUUAUGAGAUGAA
Trematomus bernacchii (emerald rockcod) is the source of this 1043-nucleotide messenger RNA. It is a transcript of the gene bet1, whose product is annotated as Bet1 golgi vesicular membrane trafficking protein. The transcript has 4 exons. The record is from RefSeq and is a predicted model, not a curated record. Bases 163 to 501 code for a protein of 112 amino acids. Lineage: Eukaryota; Metazoa; Chordata; Actinopteri; Perciformes; Nototheniidae. Gene Ontology annotation, biological process: vesicle fusion with Golgi apparatus; endoplasmic reticulum to Golgi vesicle-mediated transport. Gene Ontology annotation, molecular function: SNAP receptor activity. Gene Ontology annotation, cellular component: Golgi trans cisterna; SNARE complex.